This is a messenger RNA of Chelmon rostratus (copperband butterflyfish), 2284 nucleotides long. RefSeq names its product CDK2 associated cullin domain 1 (gene cacul1). Gene Ontology annotation, molecular function: ubiquitin protein ligase binding. The record is from RefSeq and is a predicted model, not a curated record. The coding region runs from base 107 to 1123 and encodes 338 amino acids. Gene Ontology annotation, biological process: ubiquitin-dependent protein catabolic process. The transcript has 8 exons. NCBI's taxonomy places the organism in Eukaryota, Metazoa, Chordata, Actinopteri, Chaetodontiformes, Chaetodontidae.
UGGACACCACCGACGACGCCUGACAGUUUCUGACUUUAUCCUCCUUUUUUUAAGUUAUCUGACAUGCUUAUGUAGUGGCGCUCGCCACACAGCAACGGUCGUGAAAAUGGAGGCCAUGGAAGAUGACAGCUCGAACAUAAAAGACGAUCACAACCACAACUAUUGUGCGAGCAGCAGCAAAGUCCGCUCGUGUCUGAGCAGCCAGUUGUCGGAUGCAACGACGGUCCCGCAGCCCGUUUGUCUGCCGGUGCCGGGGGGAGAACCGGGGACCCGACGAGGAAAAGUGUGGUCCGGCAACCCAGGAGGGUCAAAGUUCAUGGACUCCGAUUCUGGCAGCGAGAGCAGCGAAGUCAGCGAGACCGACUGUGCGGCUCCGCCAGCCGCUGCCGAGGGAAAAUUCACCCUCGAUUCUACUUCCAAGUUCCUUCUGAAUGCGAUGGCUGUAGAAGACUACCGGAAAAACCACUGGCCAAACCUGGAGAAGGCAAUCGACCGUCUCCUGAUUCAGAACCCCACAGACCACAUCUCCGUUUCUUAUGCACAGAUAUACAGCUACGUCUACAAGUGUGUUUGUCAGCAGCACUCUGAACUGCUCUACAAUGAUUUGACAUUGAAAAUAACAAGUCAUCUGCAACAGGUUUCCACCCACCUACAAGCCAGUCCACCUGAGAACUUCAUUGAGAACUUCAACAUUGCGCUGACGCAAUACACAGUUUCCCUUCAAUGUAUCGUUCCAGUGUUUAUGUACUUGAACAAGUUCUACAUCGAGUCGAAACUGAACAGAGACCUGAGAGAGGAUCUGAUGAAGCUGUUUGCUGAUCACGUAGCAGAGAAACAUGUGAACACACUGAUGCCUCUUCUCAUCAAAGCUCAUUCCAUGCCGUUUCAAGUGCAGCCGUCUACGAUGGCCAGUGUGGUUAAAGGCCUCUACAGCCUCCGACCAGAGUGGGCCCAGCUAGCCCCGGCUCUCUUCUCCGGGUUCAUUCCCCAAAUCAACCCCCCCGCUGUGGAGUCCCUGCUGCCUGACUACGCCGCUCACGACCAGAAGCUGCAGAUGGAGCUCUCCAUGAACGGUUUUCCACGAGGCGACCAGUCUCGCAAAAGGGCCAGCGAUGACUCCUGAUGGCAGAGCCGCGGCCGUCGCCAGACUCGUUGCAAAAAAUAUUACUGUGCCUCCCACAUUUUCAUCACAAGUCGGCUCUCUGCACUAGGUACAAUGUCUGCAAUGUGUCAGUUUCAUCUCCCUCGACCCAAGGUCACAAAACACUGUGAGCAACAAAGAGAACCCGAUGCUGGGCAGAAGCUUAAUCUCACUGCACUAAAACAAGCACACUGACUUCCAUUAUGGUGCUUUCCUCUGUGGUUAUGAUGCAUCCAGCUUCAGCAUUUGAGGGAUGCUGCUUUGUGCCCUGAAACGUUUUUUCUCGUCGUCCUCAUCUGAAGAGUGCCUUCACGGUGUCUGUUCUGAUCGGAUAUCCUAACGGAGGAUAGGCCGAUGAUGGGUAUUUCAUUCCUAACCUUUAACAUGGAAGUGUCUUUUUUGAUAGACGGGGCUAAUAAAGACUUUCUAUUGCUGCUAUAAUACUGUUCAUGUAAAAUUACUACAAAUCCCUCAGUUUCACCCAUUGUGUCUGUAACCCAGCGGCUUCGCUCAACACAAAUGAGUGUGAAAAGACAUGAGAGCAAGCAAGGAACUAAGUCAUUGACCUCAGCUACGAUUCUCUUCAUGUUGCCUUUACUGUGUUGGUAAACCGGAUUGUAUUUUCCCGUUACGCCAAAGAAGCUUUGCAGCACAUGUUUGGUUUUAGUUUUUUCUUUGAUUUAUAUAUAAUGCAUUGGAGUCAAGCUGACAUUGUUAAAGUUGUAUGCUGUCUGAGUCACUGAGCCAUUUCAUUUUUUUAUACUAACAAGUUUUGAACUUUGACCCGUUUGUUUGUUAGGCUUGAGUCAGUUUCUAACUUUAAGUAUCACUUGUCAGUUUUAGCCUUGCGUGUAGGAUUGGCAGGGACUGCCAUGUAGGCCAUUACACUGUUAGCUACAAAGCUUAGACAGCCACACAAGUGUGUUUGACAGUUUCCUAAUUUUACUUCAGUUUGUUUGACAAAUAACCUAAAUCAUCCACAGUGUGUAGACACAGUCCUGAUCCAAAAGAGCUGGGACGCUGUAUGAAAAUGUAAAUAAAAACAGAACGCAGUCAUUUGCAAACAACAGUUUUGCAAUGCGUUCCUGAGCCCAUGCAGUAACAUCCGUUAUAGUCAUGUGUUCACAAAGUGGUGAACCUCUC